Olea europaea var. sylvestris is the source of this 1937-nucleotide messenger RNA. Its product is annotated as WAT1-related protein At4g01440-like. The transcript has 5 exons. The coding region runs from base 574 to 1764 and encodes 396 amino acids. NCBI's taxonomy places the organism in Eukaryota, Viridiplantae, Streptophyta, Magnoliopsida, Lamiales, Oleaceae. The record is from RefSeq and is a predicted model, not a curated record. Gene Ontology annotation, cellular component: plasma membrane. Gene Ontology annotation, molecular function: transmembrane transporter activity.
UGCAAGCGUUUACCGAUCUUUGACAGAGGAUCCAAUUUUCAAGAGAUUUGACAUAUUAUUCUUGUUUUCAAUGCUUAAGAUGCUGUCUGACUAAUUAGUUAAUCUAAAGGAGUAUUAGAUGCUGCGCAGAGAGAUAUAAACCAACCAUCUAUCAUCCACCCCACUGACAAGAUGCUGAACAUGGAUGCAUAUAAACAAAUAUUAUCAUGUGGAAAAGGAUUGACCCACGUUAUAUAUAUUAUUUUCCCAGCAGAUUAGGGGAAUGGGAAUCCACUCUCAGAGAACUCAGUGGUCGAUAUGACGAUUGACCAAGGCUAUUUAACUUUUCUAUUCAAGACUGCAGAUGAUUCUCAAACAAUUAUAUUCUACACUCAUUGGAAGGUACCAGUCAAGAAUCAAGAAGAGAAUAUGUAUUAAACUAAUGUCAAAUUUGGAAGCUUAAAGCAAUGAAAGUGUGAAGAAGAAUUUGCUCAUAUGGAAAAACCAGCUCUAUUUAUAGAGUUAUAAGUUGCAGAGAGAACUUCUAGGGCUCUAACAUAGAAAAUUUAAAUACAGAGCAAGCGACCGGUCAAGAUGAAGAAAUGCAUAAACUGGUACCCGGUUUUCAUAAUGAUAGCGAUUGAUCUGGCCUUUGCCAUUAGUAACAUACUUCUCAAGAAAGUCGUCACUGAUGGGAUGGAUCAUUUGGUCUUCAUCACAUACCGGCAGUCAAUUUCCACAAUCUUCUUAUCUCCAUUGGCAUUCUUUUUGGAAAGGAAGAGCAGACCUAAACUGACAUCAAGCAUCUUAUGUCACCUUUUCUUGAGUGCAAUUGCCGGGGCAUCUCUAACUCAAUACUUAUUCCUUGUCGGUAUAGAAUACACAUCUGCAACUUUCGCAUGCGCCUUUGUCAAUAUGGUUCCUGUAGUCACAUUUUUAAUGGCAUUACCUUUUCGGUAUGUAACCCUUUUGCACCAUUUCCUUUCACAAUUAUUUCCCAUUUUUCUUCGCCUCGUACAUAAAUUCAUUCAUCUUUCGUUGUUAUUCCAUUGUGGGUUACGUAGUUUGGAGAGUAUUAACUUAAAGUACAGUAGUGGAAGGGCAAAAGUGAUAGGUACACUAGUGUGCCUUGGAGGUGCCAUCUUAUUGACUGUCUACAGAGGAAUACCUUUAGUUCAUUUUUCAGGUUCUCAACAUGUUACUCAAUCUAUCAAGCUGAGCUCAUCUAAAAGAAGUGAAAGGUGGACGAUUGGCUCUUUGGCCAUGUUAGCAGGAACAUUUUUAUGGUCCUCAUGGUUCCUUCUUCAAGCAAAUAUUGGGAAUAGAUACCCUUGCCAGUACUCCAGUACCGCUAUCAUGACCUUCUUUAGUGCAGUACAGUCUGCCUUAUUUAGUUUGUCGAUUAACAGGAACCACUCCAUCUGGUAUUUGGACAGAAAAACAGAUAUUAUCGCUGUCAUUUAUGCUGGGAUGGUAGGAUCAGGAUUGUGCAUUGUGGGAAUGUCAUGGUGCGUAAAGAAAAGAGGGCCGGUCUUCACGGCAGCAUUCAGCCCUCUUGUUCAGAUCAUGGCGGCCAUGUUUGAUGUUCCAAUCCUACACGAACAACUUCAUCUUGGAAGUUUAAUAGGAUCAAUCACUGUAAUGGCUGGAUUGUACAUGCUGCUGUGGGGUAAGAACAAAGAAAUGAAAAACCAAGAGAUAAAAGUAGUGCAGUCUGAAGAAACUCAAGAGACAAAGGAACAAGAGCCACAGUUCCAAGUCAUAGGAAUAACAAGCGAAUCAUGAUGACGAAUGAGACUGUGUUGUAGUCGAAGAACUUUUACAUGGUUUUCACCUCAGUUUUAAGUUUACAUAAAGUGACAUUAUCUAAUCUACAGAGAAUGACAAGAACCAUACUCCAAUCUCCUUUCUUGUCAUCCCACGAGCUUUCAUUUAUCAGUAAUUUUCAGUUGAUUCUA